AUGGAAGCUUUAGAGACAAAAUCUUCAUCUGGUUAUGGUAAGCCUCCAUGGGUGUUUAGAGGAAGUGCUUUGUAUCAACUCCAUCUUGUGAAAGCUGAGAAAGCAAGAGCAUGUAUACCAAAAGAAUUCAAAUUGGUUGAAGCUUUUGGAUACACUCUUGGUGGAUUUUUUCUAGCUAGUUAUGAGGAUAGUCCAGUCGGUGUCUUUGAUGAGCUUGUGGUGAUUGCAGGACUUGUUUGGAACCGCCCAACAUCUUGCGCUUGGGCCACAAAGGUGUACGUCAACAACAAUGAGGCUUGUUCUCACGGAAGAAAGGAUGUGGGACUUCCAAGUCAAGUGGCUACAUUUUCUAAGACAAUUACAGCAGUCUCAAGACAAUCCAAGAGCAGGAGUGGAUUUUUAAAUACGAUUCAAUUUGGUUCUGCAAUAUGCAAUUCUAAUGAUCAACAGAAUGUGCAAGUAACCCAAAUCAAAUCUCUUGAUGCAGCAGAUACUUGUAAUAUAAGUCUCACAAGUCCUGCAGUGUCUGCUCUGAAGUUCGACCGUUGGAUGGGACCGACAAUUAAAAUGUCACUUCCAAGUUUUAGUGGUGGUACCGAGUUUAAUCCAAACCUCCUUAAGUACUCUUGCCAGAUCGAAUGCAGGGUGCAACCAGUGAAGCCUUUGAAGGUUACAAGAGAAUUUUCUUUAACAAAUGUUGAUGACAAAGAACAACAAUCUUUACAAGACUAUGGAGGAGGAAGUAGCCAUAAAAAUGAAAUACAGAAUUUAAGCAGCUAUGUGAUGUUAUCAAAACCUAUAUUAGCACUUAGGUUUAAUCAAAUGAGAAUGCAGGUAGAAACUCCUAUGGUACUCUACCAAUGCUCAAAUUCUUUAGAAACCUCUAAUGUUAGUUCUGUUUCAUAA
Molecule: messenger RNA, 906 nt
Organism: Vicia faba (fava bean)
Lineage: Eukaryota; Viridiplantae; Streptophyta; Magnoliopsida; Fabales; Fabaceae
Source: the annotation of a GenBank genome assembly